UGGCCCGGAGUAAUAUGAUGGCAACACUAAUUUCAAUCACUUUGGGAUUGUGAACGAGUGAUCGAUCGCGUUCGCGGAUCGCGGCUGGUUGACGACAGUUUGUGCGUGGUAGCGCUCGUUGGGCUAAUUAAUUAUGGCACUUUUCAGGAUUUCUUCGACCAGAGUAUUGGAACUGCAGAAAGUAUGCCCAUCGGCGUCAAUUCUACUGAGGGGUCUGAGCGCUGAGCAGACCAACCUCAAGGUUAUCCUGCAGGAUAAGAUCCCCAAAGAACAAGAGAAGAUCCGUGAUUUCCGUAAGAAAUAUGGCAGCACCAAAGUGGGAGAAGUCACCAUUGACAUGAUGUACGGUGGAAUGCGCGGUAUCAAAGGUCUAGUAUGGGAGACUUCAGUGUUGGACCCUGAUGAGGGUAUCAGGUUUCGUGGAUUGUCCAUUCCUGAGUGCCAAAAAGCGCUGCCCAAAGCUAAAGGUGGAGAAGAACCCCUACCAGAAGGUCUUUUCUGGCUUCUUGUCACCGGCGACGUCCCCACCGAUGCCCAAGUCAAAUCCCUUUCAAAGGAAUGGGCACAGAGGGCCGAGCUACCAGCACACGUGGUUACCAUGCUGAACAACAUGCCCAGCAAACUGCACCCCAUGUCACAGUUUUCUGCCGCAGUCACCGCCCUCAACAGCGAGUCAAAGUUUGCGCAGGCCUACUCAGAGGGCGUACACAAAUCCAAGUACUGGGAGUAUGUGUACGAGGAUUCCAUGAACCUGAUCGCGAAGCUGCCCGUGAUUGCCGCAACGAUUUACCGCAACACUUAUCGUGAUGGCAAGGGCAUCGGUGCCAUCGACGACAACAAAGAUUGGUCUGCCAAUUACUGCACCAUGCUCGGCUUUGACGACCCCCAGUUCACAGAGCUGAUGCGUCUCUACCUCACCAUCCACAGUGACCACGAAGGCGGCAACGUGUCUGCGCAUACCACACAUUUGGUCGGCUCAGCAUUGAGCGACCCCUACCUGUCCUUCGCCGCUGGUCUGAACGGCCUGGCUGGACCCCUCCACGGACUCGCCAACCAAGAGGUGCUGGUCUGGUUAGAGAAGCUCCGAAAGCAAGUGGGCGACAACGUGACCGAGGACCAGUUGAAGGAGUUCAUCUGGAAGACCCUCAAGUCCGGACAGGUGGUGCCAGGAUACGGACACGCUGUACUUAGAAAGACUGACCCGAGGUACACAUGCCAACGCGAGUUUGCGCUGAAGCACUUGCCCAACGACCCUCUGUUCAAGCUGGUGGCGGCCGUAUACAAGGUGGUGCCUCCCAUCCUCACCGAGCUCGGCAAGGUUAAGAACCCCUGGCCCAAUGUAGACUCGCACUCUGGAGUCCUCUUACAGUAUUAUGGGUUGAAGGAGAUGAACUACUACACGGUGAUGUUCGGCGUGUCGCGCGCGUUGGGCGUGCUCGCGCAGCUCAUCUGGUCGCGCGCGCUCGGGCUCCCCAUCGAACGGCCCAAGUCCCUCAGCAGUGAAUUGCUCAUCAAACAAUACAACAAGUAAACCGACGCCCUAAACAACUUCAUUCUAUAAGCCGGGUCCGGGAGCUAAUCCCUUUUAGUACCCUCAAUUUGUACCAACCACAGCUCGAUUCACAUGCAACACCGAUGGUCAAUUAUUGCGUAAUCUAAGAGUAGUAUAAGGGGAUCGUUCCAAAUCUUAAUUUAUUAUACCUGUUUUAAUUUAUUUACAUUAGCGUUAAGUUGUAGCGGGUUUAUUUUUAUAAAUAUUUGUUAAAUGUUAUUUCGAUACCUCUAUGUACUUAUUUCUGUGAUCAAGCUUAUUUAAAUAUUUGUACUAAGUAUAUUUUGUAAAUGUUAAUUGACGCUAUAUUUCUUAAAUAAAAUUAAAUCAUGCAGUAAUAUUGACUACUCUGGUGGUGUGACUCGACUGUCUUCACGUAGUGCAGCAUUGUAUUUGUUGGGUUAUUUCGUAGGAUUUACAUAAAAAGAUUGAUUUAAACCAGUAUGCUGUGCAUACUGUUAUUAUAAAUAAAAGAGCCAAUACAGCCACAGAUUUUAAACAUUACGCCAGUAUUUGUUCCAUUGUUCGGCUCUUACUUCGGUAGAUAGUAAUGUGGCACUAAAAUUAUCCAAAUGAAUAAAUCCUAGGUACUUAGGUGAGAUUGGUUUUCUCAAGAAAACAAAUGUUGUCAUACUUCACAAUACUUUCCGAAAAAGCUUAUUAUUUUUUUGUAAUUAAAUUCUCUUUGCGACGCUAUUACUUCUAUUGUAAUUUAUUAAAGUUAUCCUCAUUUGUGCACAUGGAAUAUUUCCGAUACUAAUAUUCUAUGCUUGUGUCGCGAAGUGUUGCAAAAUUAUUUCUAGUAGCACGCGACUUAACGACAAAAAUAAAAUGUAGACAACGUAUAAUUGUGUCUUCUAUAAACAAUUGCGGUAAUCGCGUGAAGAUUUCAAUCGUCAAGUAGCGUAGUGUCAUUUCCAUGUGUAUAAAAGGGCUUAGGUACAUGCCAAAGUAUUUAUAUGUCUCUGAUGUAAAUAAUAAAGUAAUACAUUUUAUUUUUAAAAGGGUUACUGUGUCGAUUAAAAGAAGUACCUACCAACCAGGAAAAUUAUACAUUUGUGUAUCAUGCCUCAUCAUUUAUCUUUUAUCGUACGUCUACUCCCAUGAAUAUUUAUUGAAACAUUAUCAUGUAGCAGGUAUGGCAUCUUUGAUUUUGCUGUGUUGCGGGCCUAAUCUAAAUGAACGUGUAAUGGUGCCACGACAUACUAUCGUUUUAGUGAAAAUAAAUUAGUAAUUUGACAAUACUAAAAAUAAAUUGGUACGGUGUAUGUAGUACAA
This is a messenger RNA of Plodia interpunctella (Indianmeal moth), 2830 nucleotides long. RefSeq names its product knockdown (gene kdn). Gene Ontology annotation, biological process: citrate metabolic process; tricarboxylic acid cycle; carbohydrate metabolic process. NCBI's taxonomy places the organism in Eukaryota, Metazoa, Arthropoda, Insecta, Lepidoptera, Pyralidae. The transcript is spliced from 9 exons. The coding region runs from base 134 to 1531 and encodes 465 amino acids. The record is from RefSeq and is a predicted model, not a curated record. Gene Ontology annotation, cellular component: mitochondrial matrix.